AUGUCGUUUCUCAACAGUGCCUCCCCGGCCUCCACGACAACUGGACCAGGGCUGGUGAUCAACGAUAUCACUGUAAACAAUCCUCCAGAUGACUCGAUAACAGACUUGUCAUUUUCACCGCAACAAGACUUACUUGCUGCGGCUUCUUGGGACAGGAAGGUUCGGAUCUACGAGAUUGACUCCAACUCCGGAAACAACCAGGGCCGAGCCCUUUUCGAACACGAAGCACCUGUCUUCUCUGUUGCAUGGACCUACGAUGGUACCAAAGUAGUGAGUGGCGGUGCUGACAAGCAAGUGAAGCUUUUUGAUCUUCAAACUCAGCAAUCGCAACAAAUUGGUGCUCACGAUGCUCCCGUAAGAGCAGUUCGUUAUGUAGAAUGUGGUCCUUCCAAUACACCUGCGGUAGUGUCGGGCUCUUGGGACAAGACUCUCAAGUACUGGGACAUGAGAUCGCCACAGCCAAUUACAACCAUACAGCUUCCAGACCGUGUCUACACUAUGGAUUCCAGUCAGAAGUUGUUGGUUGUAGGCUGUGCUGAACGUCAAAUUGUCGUUAUUGACUUGAACCAGCCUCAGCAGAUCUUUAAAAACUCGCUCUCUCCUUUAAAAUGGCAAACCAGAGCCAUCAGCUGCUAUCCACAAGGAAACGGUUUUGCCGUCGGCUCCAUUGAAGGAAGAUGCGGCAUUCAGUACAUCAAUGAACAGGACCAGACAAAACAGGGGUUUGCAUUCAAAUGUCACCGCAAAAUGGGCAGCAACACCACCACUUCAACCAUAAGAUCAGUAUCCUCGACGUCACAAGCGUAUCCUGUCAAUGCCAUAUCGUUCCAUCCCGUCUAUGGCACAUUCAGCACAGCUGGUUCCGACGGAACCUUCAGUUUCUGGGAUAAGGACGCUCGCCAGAGGCUAAAGUCAUUCCCAGAGCUCAACGGCUCCAUCACGGCCACUGCGUUCAACAAAAACGGAAGCAUCUUUGCAUACGCCCUAGGCUACGAUUGGUCCCAGGGCUAUAUGGGCAACAGGCCCGACUAUCCGGUGCAGAUCAAGUUGCAUGGUACGAAGGAUGACGAGGUGAAGCAGAAGAAGAAAAGAAUUUAGAGUAUGUAUAGUAUCAGAAAGUGUAAUGUAUGGAUCGUAUAC
Molecule: messenger RNA, 1140 nt
Organism: Scheffersomyces stipitis CBS 6054
Lineage: Eukaryota; Fungi; Ascomycota; Pichiomycetes; Serinales; Debaryomycetaceae
Gene: GLE2
Product: RNA export factor
Exons: 1
Coding region: 1-1098 (365 amino acids)
Biological process (GO): RNA export from nucleus; transcription-dependent tethering of RNA polymerase II gene DNA at nuclear periphery
Cellular component (GO): nuclear pore
Molecular function (GO): RNA binding; ubiquitin binding
Source: RefSeq, a predicted model, not a curated record